Messenger RNA from Capsella rubella, 525 nucleotides. RefSeq names its product phytosulfokines 5. Lineage: Eukaryota; Viridiplantae; Streptophyta; Magnoliopsida; Brassicales; Brassicaceae. Gene Ontology annotation, biological process: cell population proliferation. Gene Ontology annotation, molecular function: growth factor activity. The coding region runs from base 134 to 370 and encodes 78 amino acids. The transcript is spliced from 2 exons. The record is from RefSeq and is a predicted model, not a curated record. Gene Ontology annotation, cellular component: extracellular region.
ACUCCCUAACGUAAGUCUCAUAUAUCUUCCUCUUCAUCUUCAUUUUCAAUACCUCUCUCUAUAAACUUGUUAUUACCUUUCAUAUAACAAGAAAUUGUAUAAUACCUUGGUCAUAUAUAAAAAAGAAAAAGGAAUGGCUAAGUUCAAUACUAUCUUCUUCUUCAUCAUCGCUCUUCUUAUCUGCUCCACACUUACAUACACAUCAGCCCGGCCCACUCCAACCUCCGUUUAUCCGGAAGAAAUCUCCAUCAAGAAGCUAGAACAAGGAGAUGAAAACUGUGAAGGUGUCGGAGAAGAAGAGUGCGUCUUGAUACGAAGAACUUUAGUUGCUCAUACUGAUUACAUCUACACUCAAAACCACAGUCCUUAAAUGAUUACUUACCUUUUUAAAUAUUGUUGGAUUAAUGAUCAUCCCCCUUAUGUAUGACGUUUUAGUAUAUAUCCAUAUAUAUAUAUAUAUAUUUAGCUCAUUACUAUUGCUGCACUUUGUACUUUCUUGAUUAUGAACCAAAACUACUUCUCACA